CAAGCGCACCUCCACUGCUCACACUGAAUAUGCCGGGACUGCUGCUCGGAGAUGUGUUUCCUGACUUCGAGGCAGAGGCCACCACCGGCACAAUUAAACUCCACGAGUUUCUCGGUGAUUCAUGGGGAAUCUUGUUCUCCCACCCCAGAGACUACACCCCCGUGUGCACCACCGAGCUGGGCCGGGCUGCCAGGCUGCACGGGGAGUUCAGCAAGCGUGGCGUCAAGAUGAUCGCACUGUCAGUCGACUGCCUGGAGGAUCAUCACAGCUGGGCCAAGGACAUCGUGGCGUACAACUGUGAGGAGUCGGCCUGCUGCUCGCUGCCCUUUCCCAUCAUAGCGGACAGUAAACGGGAGCUGGCAGUGGCCCUGGGCAUGCUGGACCCAGAUGCGAAGGACAAAGAUGGCAUGCCGCUAACUGCCCGCUGUGUGUUUAUCAUCGGCCCUGACAAAAGGCUGAAACUGUCGCUGCUCUAUCCUGCCACCACAGGACGCAACUUUGAUGAGAUCCUGAGGGUGGUGGAUUCGCUCCAGCUCACAGCAGGGAGAAGAGUGGCCACACCUGCCGACUGGAAGCUUGGAGAGUGUGUGAUGGUUCCUCCGAACAUGUCUGAGGAGGAGGCUGCUGCUUUGUUCCCAGAAGGCGUCUACACCAAAGACCUGCCCUCUGGCAAGAAGUACCUGCGCUACACACCACAGCCAUGAACACUGACUUCUGUCAAAUACACUCCGUCUUCACACCGCAGGUCCCCAACAUCAGCAGGCGGCCCAGCUGUGAGUUAAAGUAGAAGGAAUAAAAAUACAGUUGCAUUUUAGAGCAACUAGCUCCAGUAAUGACAUGGUUGAGAUGGGAACAUAUGUGUGUAUCACUCAAAGAAUAAAACAUAUAUAUUUUAUAACUAGAUUGGCAUUCAGUAGAGCGCAAACCACUCUCAAGGCCCAACAGUCCUCUCAAAUUUAAUCUGACUCCUUAAUGUACCUGAUUUCUAUUUUCAUCAACAUCCAUGAAUUAUUCUUUGGGGAAAUAAUAAAAAUGUAGAGAAACAGGCCUGAUCUUUUGUGUGGACUCACACCAAAACUUGAUGGAUUCUUC
Molecule: messenger RNA, 1092 nt
Organism: Limanda limanda (common dab)
Lineage: Eukaryota; Metazoa; Chordata; Actinopteri; Pleuronectiformes; Pleuronectidae
Product: peroxiredoxin-6-like
Exons: 5
Coding region: 30-704 (224 amino acids)
Biological process (GO): cellular oxidant detoxification; cell redox homeostasis
Cellular component (GO): cytosol; mitochondrion
Molecular function (GO): peroxiredoxin activity
Source: RefSeq, a predicted model, not a curated record